Volvox carteri f. nagariensis is the source of this 2643-nucleotide messenger RNA. RefSeq names its product CCCH zinc finger protein. NCBI's taxonomy places the organism in Eukaryota, Viridiplantae, Chlorophyta, Chlorophyceae, Chlamydomonadales, Volvocaceae. The transcript has 10 exons. Gene Ontology annotation, molecular function: metal ion binding. The annotation marks the transcript as partial. The record is from RefSeq and is a predicted model, not a curated record.
CGCCAGUCGGUGGUCCACUCCAUGAAGGCAGAGGACUUCCUGAGGAAGUCGAUUGAGCUGCCCCGCUUCGCAGGCGGCCCGUUCGACUUCCUGUCGGUCUGCCCGCCGUACCUCGUGGUCUCGUACCCCGAGCUGAUGGACCUCCUGGAGCGGUCUCCGCUGCUGCAUCCCCGCUCCAUUGUCUUCGUGGAGUACCCCAAGCAGCUGGAGCACCAGGAAGUGGUGUUCGACCUGGAUGCCGCGGCUUUCAGCUCGGAUGAUUUCCGGAUGUUCCAGUUUAAGGUGAAGCGCUGCCCGCGAGCAAGGCCACAUGACUGGACUCAGUGCCCAUUUGCACAUCCCGGGGAGAAAGCAAAGCGCAGAGACCCGCGAAAGUAUCGAUAUUCCGGAACAGCUUGCCCGGAGUUCAGACGGAACGGGUGCUGCCGCCGCGGAGAUGCUUGCCCGUUUGCCCAUGGCGUUUUCGAAUGCUGGUUGCAUCCAUCUCGGUACCGGACCCAGAUGUGCACAGAUGGCUCUAAUUGCAAGCGCCGCGUCUGCUUCUUCGCGCAUACAGAGGGCGAGCUUCGCAAGCCAGAGGAGGAUCCGUUGUGGCUGCAGCAGCAGCUUCAGGCGGAGUUAGCUGCUGAGCAGCAAGUCCAGCAGCAAAUCCAGGCGCUUAAGGUGUUUGCGAGCAUUCUGGGCCCUAACGCAAGCGCCGUAGGAGGACAGCAAGCGCCAGCCGGACAGCCGCAGCCGGGGUUGGACAUGUUGAAGAACCUGCCAUCCUCAACGCUGACCCACAUCCUGGGAGCAGCAAGUCAAGGCGGACCCGGCUCGGGCCCCAUGGGUGCCGGACAGCAGGGCGGCGCUGGUGACGGGCUGCUACAGCUGCUUCAGCUCGUGGAGCAGCAGCAACAGCAGCAGCAGCAAUCCUCGGCUGCGGCGAACACCGCUCAGCUGCCGCCACCUCUCGCGCCGGCGGCUAGUGCACCCGCGAACCUGGCUAGCCUGCUGUCUGUUGUCACGGCGGCGACCGGGCCGGGACCUGCUGCCGGCGGCGGCGGCAACGUCGCCACCCCUGCAUCUGCGGGUGCUUCCGGCCCGGACAUGCAGAUGAAGCUGGCGCAGCACCUGCUGCAGCAGCAAACGCAGCAGCAGCAACAACAACAACAGCAGCAGCCCGGAGCUGGUUUGGGACCGGAUGCUCUGCAGCUUGCUGGUCUAUGUCUGCAGCAGCAGCAACAGCAGGUGAAAGCUGCUGAUGCUGAGGCGAAGCAGCAGCAGCAACAGCAGCAGCAAGCGCCAGCGCAGACGACCCUGGCUAUGGAGUUGCUCACUAUGAUGGCUAGCCAGCAGCAGCAGCAGCAACAGCAAGCCGCGCAACAGCAGCAGCUGGCGGCUGCGGCUGCAGCCGCUCUGGCAUCGGCUUCGCAACAGCAGCAAGCCCAGCAGCAGCAACAGGCGCAGCAGCAGCAACAAGCAGCGGCUGCCAACCCGCCGCCGCCGGCACUCGCUGCCCUUCAGAAAUUAGCCGCUCUUGGCGUCGACUUGCAGAGCUUGGGAAUUACGGCGGAGGCGCUGAGCAGCCAGAUUACGGCCGCCAGCGGCGCCCAGGCGGCGGCGGCGGCCAACACGGGAUUGGCCCACGACACCCUAGCGCUGCUGUCGGGAGUGCUCCAGGGAUCCGCGUUCCCGCUGCCGACGGCGGCGAGUAGAGGAAAGAAUGACAGUUCGUCGGGCCCGCAGAGUGCCGUGGUAGCGCCAAGCGGCGCCAGCGCAGUCGCACCGGCGACGGCGUCGCCAACGGUGCCGAUGGAUUCCUUGACGGCGCUACUGGCGGCAGCGGCGACGUCGCCGCCGGUUCAGUCUGUUGGCGGCGGAGUACCGGGCAUCCCGCCUGGUAUGCUGAGCGGGCUGCAGGGCAUGUUGGGGCAGCUUGCCUUGGCAGGCGGGGCUGUACCGGUCCCACUGCCGCCGCAAUCUUCCGCGCCGACGCCGGCGGUUCCCAUGGCAUCCCAGCUGCCUCAGCAGCAACAGCCGCAAAUGGCAUCCACACCCCCGACACCAAACCUGACGGUUGCGCCGCCGUUGGUGGAGCGGUCGUCGACGUCAGUGGCGUCAGAUUCUAGCAGCGCCCCGCCGCCAGCUGCGGCCACGGCGCCGCCGCCGAUGUCGCUGUCAUCAGCUCCUAGCGCUACCUUGAGUGUAAAGCAGGGUUCGGAGGGGUCGGCAUCCUCAGCUCCGGCCUCGCCACCUCAGGCGCCGCCAGCAUCUGCUGCCGCCGGCGCAACAUCUGGCACCGUCGGUUCCGCCGGCGUGUCUGCGAGCUCCGCCCUGAGCGCCUUGGCGGCCACCGCGGCCGCCGCCGGCGCUGGCGGCGGCGGCGUCGACGGAAAUGCAGCCCUUGCGUCGCUGCUGGCGGAAGUGUACAGCAAGCCAGAGAUGCUCCUGACGGCGCAGUCGCUGAUUGACCGGAUGGCCGCUGGUGCGGCCAUAGGUGGCGCCGCCGCCGCCGCCGGUAUGGAUGCUACUGCCAUGGCGGCACUGGCGGGUCUCGCGUCUGCUGCUGCGCCGCCACCGCAGCCUCAGCAGGCGGGGCCGCCGGCCUCUACCGGUACCUCCGCCAGCGACGAGGCGGGUUCCGGUGCCGUACGGCCGUGA